This is a messenger RNA of Lentinula edodes (shiitake mushroom), 1426 nucleotides long. RefSeq lists its product as uncharacterized. The record is from RefSeq and is a predicted model, not a curated record. NCBI's taxonomy places the organism in Eukaryota, Fungi, Basidiomycota, Agaricomycetes, Agaricales, Omphalotaceae. The transcript is spliced from 2 exons. Bases 413 to 1165 code for a protein of 250 amino acids.
AUGUCGUGAAGAAUAGCAGAAAGGAUUUUUGCAUUCAUAUCGCUGGCCUAUUGUUUGUCUUUGAGUUCACUCUUUGUCGCUAAGCUUUGACCAGACUUAUGAAUGGGUCUACGAACUUUGACCUGAUAUCCACUCCCCUUUCAAUGACUGAUGCGUAACCGAAAAUCAACCACAUUCUUGGGGUCAAUUCGAACCAAUAUAUCGUCCGACCAAAGCAUUUGACCAUGAAGCAAAACCCAUUAUUUCCAUGGUCUUGUUUUUUUUGUCUGCUGUAUAAAUACACUGACACCUGGUCCCAAUGAGUCUACUCAGCUUUCCAACGUUCUCGGUCCGUCGUCUCUACAAAUUGCCCUUCCCAGCUCAAAGGCUGAAUUUUUUCCCAGCUGUCGAUCUCCCAAAGUGAAAACCAACAAUGAAGAAAGAUGUUGAUAAGCCGCCCAAAUAUCUUUACGAUGGCAGGUUCGUCAAUGCAUUCCUAUCAAACGUAUUCCAGAUUAACGAAUCACGAUCGUCUCACAGACACAAUCCUGAAUCGGAACUCAAAGGACCACCGAAACACAUCCCUUUGACCCUUCCUCCUCUACACCAACAACGGAUCAGCGUCCAUCCUCGUCAAGUUACGCUCCCGCCCAUGACUCAGUUCAUGCAGAUGACAUUUGCAGAUCGAUACUACAACGACCCGAAUCAUCUCCCUCCUGCAUUCUCUCUACCAUCAUUGGGUCCGGGUCGUCGAGGUCAAAACUCCGCUGGUGAUAUUGUCUCAUCCGAUUCUGAGGAGGCUAACAUCAUCCCCCAACCGAGGCUACUGCCUCCCAAGUUUCGGCCUGACCACAGGAUUUGGAAUCUCCUCCGAGUGGCAAACUACUACCUCCCUGAUGAUCUGCACUACGCUAUCGUUACUGGGCAGCACCCGCAGGUUAUCUCGGACCUCAUUGUGAAGCUAGAAGCGGAUUAUCGUCAAAGAAAAACACAUCCGUCCAGUUGCUAUGAGCUGACUGUUCUCUGCUCUGAUCCUUUGCAUCCCAUUUGGAACCUGCUGUUAUUGACGGAUUAUGACCUCCCAGAUGAGGUAAGAGAUGCGAUCAAUGAGUGUAGGCCAUUGCCGCAGAUUAGGGAAAUCUGCGAGAGGUUGCUGAGAGUCUGGAUGGAGAAACCGAGGAUGUAAGAUUCCAUACCAGGAAGUGGAGAUUCUAGGAAUAUUCUUCAUCGGUGGCAAGCUAUAUAAUGCAUGUACUUGAAAGAAUAGAUGUGGCCGCUGUUGCCAUGCAAGUUGUGACUGCAAAUGAGAUCCGCUCUUUUCUUCACCUACAUAUUUAGCUUGACUCGUCAUGAGACUAGACUGGGACUGGACAUGUGCAGACCCCAAUCUAUGUCUUAAAUCGAGUAUAUAAACGGAGCCGUAUGAUGAAACGAGACUCUGAACUGA